AUGAAGGUGUUGACCGGAGAAGGCGGUGGUUGUGGUGGGAAGACGGUGCUGGUCGGGGUGAAGUUAGAUUCACACAGCAAGGAGCUGCUGACGUGGGCACUCGUCAAAGUGGCGGAGCCUGGUGACAAUGUCAUCGCCAUUCAUGUCCUUGAGGACCACCUCCACACCCCCUCUGAGGGGACUUCGUCUUUGCUCUUGGUAAAGACAUUCGAUUCUGUGCUCUCUGCUUAUGAAGGUUUCUGCAACUUAAAGCAGGUUGAUCUGAAGCUUAAGGUCUGUAGAGGAAAUUCUGUCCGGAAGCUUCUAGUACAAGAAGCAAAAUCAUACAAUGCGGCUGCUACAAUUGUUGGAACUUCCAAAACUCACCAUAGAAUCGGGUCAUCUGCCUCUGUUGCCAAGUACUGUGCGAGAAAGUUGUCCAGAAGUUUCUCGGUUUUUGCCGUUGAUAAUGGCAAAGUCGUAUUCAAGAGGAACGGACCUGAUAGCAAUGCAGAUAAAAUUCAAGAUAAUGAUCAGAACCAGAGUUAUGUAAAUACUAGUUUGUCACUGAUCAAGAAUGCAAAAGUACCUAAUGAUGCUAAACUUAAUCAAUGUCGACAUCUAAUAAGAAAAUCUUGUUCCAAGUGUGGCAAGAAAACGCUAAAGAGAAAUUGUGAGAAUUGUGCAGCGGAUUCAGUUUUUCGGGAAACCUCUGGGACUCAAUUACCUGAUGAGUUGGAAGGGGAAGAUGGUGAAGAAAAUUCACUGGCCUUGGUACCAAUCCAAAGACUCGACAUUUUAUCAAACUCUAUCAAGAUUCAAGAUUCGCAGUGUUUCAAACCUGGGUGGUCACUUCUUCGUCACACAUUUCUACCAAAGCGACAAUGCAUGGAGAAAACUGAGAAAAAGACAUCUGUUUUUGGAUGGGCCUUGAGACCAUUGAGCUGGAAUACUUCAGCUGUUGUCUAUCCUGAUCACAAACUGGUGAAUUCUGGACAGGAUCAAGAUUGUUCUUCCAUGCUGAAUGGAAUAAGUGGAGCAAUUGUGCCGUUUGGGUCUAACUCAGUCUGCCCUCCUCUAUCUCCUCACCAUGGCAUGGAGCCCCUUCCUGAAGAAUUUUUGGAUUUAUGUAAGAAAUAUUCAUCCAGUUGUACACUGUUUUGCUAUAAGGAACUUUUGUUGGCGACCUCCAACUUCAGGCCUGAGAACAUGGUUGGUAAAGGUGGCAGUAGUAGUGUUUAUAGAGGGUGCCUUUCAGAUGGCAAAGAGUUGGCAGUGAAACUCUUGAAGCCAUCUGGAGAUAUCUUGAACGAGUUUGUUCAUGAAAUUGAGAUACUCACAACUUUAAACCACAAGAACAUAAUCUCCUUAUUUGGAUUCUGCUUCGACGAAAACAACUUACUUUUGGUCUAUAAUUUUAUAUCAAGAGGAAGCCUAGAAGAGAACCUCUAUGGUAAUAAGAAGGAUGGGAAUGCAUUUGGUUGGAAGCAGAGAUAUAAUGUAGCCGUAGGUGUAGCAGAGGCCCUCGAUUAUCUACACUAUGGCUGUGAAGAACCUGUAAUCCACAGGGAUGUGAAGUCUUCCAAUAUCCUUCUUUCAGAUGAUUUUGAGCCACAGCUCUCAGAUUUUGGACUUGCUAGUUGGGCAUCGACGUCAUCUGAUAUUAGUAGCACAGACGUUGCAGGAACAUUUGGUUACUUGGCUCCAGAAUACUUCAUGCAUGGCAAAGUGAGUGAUAAAAUUGAUGUCUAUGCAUUUGGGGUUGUAGUCCUUGAGCUUCUUUCAGGGAGAAAACCAAUCUACAGUAAAGAUACAAAGGGCCAGGAAAGUCUGGUGAUGUGGGCAAAGCCAAUAUUGAAGAGUGGGAACGUGGCCCAACUGUUAGAUCCGAGCCUGAGUAGUGACUACGACCAGGAUCAAAUUGAGAGAAUGGUUUUGGCUGCUAACCUUUGCAUUAGACAUACACCUAAGCUUCGGCCUCCAAUCAACCUUGUUUUGAAGCUUCUCCAAGGAGAUGAGGAAGUUACAAGGUGUGCAAGGCAACAGGUCAGUGCAUCAGAAGAACUUGAAGCAUUGGACGGAGAAGCACUUCCUUCUAACAUUCAAUCCCAUCUUAACCUUGCGCUGCUAGACUUGGAAGAUGAUUCCCUUUCUACUAGCAGUGGUGAGCAAAGCAUCUCAUUAGAAGAUUACUUGCAAGGGAGAUGGAGCCGCUCGUCAAGCUUUAACUAG
Molecule: messenger RNA, 2211 nt
Organism: Prunus armeniaca (apricot)
Lineage: Eukaryota; Viridiplantae; Streptophyta; Magnoliopsida; Rosales; Rosaceae
Source: the annotation of a GenBank genome assembly